AUGGUAUUUGCUAUAAGCAUUGAUCUUUGGUUGGCAACUCGGCAAGAUGAAUUCGGUUUUGCUGAGUUUGGCAAUUUGCGGCAGUUGAAUGACAGUGCAUGGGCUAUUGAGCUCGAAGCUUGCGGCGAAGUUACUGAAUACAAGAAUGAAUUACUGGAGGAUCCGAAUAACCUUGGUUGUUAUGUUGUUGAUGGGGUUGGAACUUGGCGAUUGAUUGUUGGUCGAUCCAUUCGUGUCAGCGAUGAAGGAUUUGAGAAGCUGAGGAAAUUGUGUACAAAGCUUGUGCAUAGCCAUAAAUCUUCCGAUUCACAUUCUUUUAUUCUCUCCACUUUCUCUGUGAUGUCUCUCCCAAUUCUCACUCUCUUGUUCAUCGCGUCUCUCUAUAUCGCCAUUGGAGCAUCACUGCCAUCACCAUCUCGCACAGAACUCCCCCAACCCCAAACCCCCAAACCCCCAAACCCCAACCCCCAACCCCUAACCCCUAAGCCCCAAACCCCAGGACCCAGAUCGCAACCCCCAAACCCCAACCCUAACCCCAAGCCCAAGCCCAACCCCAAAUCACAAACCCUAAACAGUGAACCGCCUAAAAACCAUCUAAACCCCAAACGCAAAACCCAAAACCCAAAGCCCAAAACCCCAAAACCAUAA
Molecule: messenger RNA, 648 nt
Organism: Camellia sinensis
Lineage: Eukaryota; Viridiplantae; Streptophyta; Magnoliopsida; Ericales; Theaceae
Source: RefSeq, a predicted model, not a curated record